CACACUACAUAGUGAUGUAACCCGGUGGUACGAGACAUGCUUUUGGGAAUAAAAUAACUAACAUCGAGUAAUAUAAGACGACAACAACAACAACAACAACAGGAGAAGUAACAGGCUUGGACAGGAGGAACACAGAGAUGGCUGUGCUGUACCGUUCACCUUCACUGCAGAGCAGCGAGCUCCUGGCGCUGUACGGACGAGAAGCGGACCCUUACAGAGGAAGAGACCGGGGCCCUGGCUAUGAGGAGUAUGAUGUGGAUUCAGAGGGCAGCGAGGAGGAGAGAGACGACAUGCGGAGCGCUCUCUCUCUGGAGGAAGGAUACGGCGUGGAGAGAGGGGAGCGCUCAGGCCUGGGACGUGUCUACUUCUCCAAUCAGGACUACUACCAGAGGCUGGAGCAGCUGCAGAGAACCCACCUGAGGAACAUGGCUGAGCUGGAGAAGAUGUAUAUCUGUAAAAGGUCAAAGGUCAACAAGAAGGACGAUGAGGAGGAGUAUGAGGAGGACGAGUGUUUGGAGAGAGACGGCAGAGACAUACAGGAUCUCCAACCCAGUGUCACGUGGGAAAGCCAGAGCUCUGGCUCUAUGCCAGUGAGGCGACUGCAGAGAAUCCUUUCAGACGAGGAGCUGAACUUCCACGAGGAGACGUCAGGCGACGUGUCUGACCAAUCAGGAGACGGUGUUGACGUGUCUGACCAAUCAGGAGACGGUGUUGGUGGAGACGGAGAAGAGGAGGAUAACCAUUAUGAACUGCUGCUGGAAGAGAGAGAAGAGGACAGCCACAGCCCCAGGGCCUGGAGAAGGAAGGACAAACCCCUCAGGAACAGUCUCAGGGACAGUCAGUCCUGCUGUCCAGAGAGUGUGACCACCACCACCACCACCGCCCCAGCCAUCAGUCAUCAUCUAGGAGCCAGCUCCAGAUCCAGCUCCAGCUGA
Molecule: messenger RNA, 935 nt
Organism: Oncorhynchus gorbuscha (pink salmon)
Lineage: Eukaryota; Metazoa; Chordata; Actinopteri; Salmoniformes; Salmonidae
Exons: 6
Coding region: 138-935 (265 amino acids)
Source: RefSeq, a predicted model, not a curated record